CUGGUGUGACGGUGCUCGGUCUCCGGUCCCAUGUACAGCCGAGCCCUGCAGAGACGGCAGCUCCGUCCGCGGAGCAGCCUAGCGAGAGCGCUGUAUCGGGUUCCUCAUGUUCCCAUCGAGCCUCCGCCUGCUGUCGCUGUGGCAAGGGCCCAUCUAGGCCAGAGACUCUUUCCAGUAAAAGUAGAAUUCUAGUGUGUGGCCUUUUCGUAAAGCAUCAGACUGUGAACGUAAAAAACUGGGGGUUCAAACUUUGGUACAAAAGCAGUCGGCUCUCAAGAAAAUGGCUUGUUUCAGGAUUUUACUACUCAGCUGUUUGAGGGAACUAAAACUAAACGUUUUAGAGGAUGCUUUUUUAGUAAAGAGUGCCAUUUCUCUGGAGGAGCUGAAAGAUCUUUGUAAAGAAGAUAAAGAAACUGUAAAUCCUUCAAAUCUUUUGCAGCUUUAUACACAGAUAGUCUUAGACAUCACAUAUUUUGAGGAGAACCAGCUUGCAGAUGAAGAUUUUCCAGAAGAUUCUUCCUUGCAGAGAGUUAAAGAACUUAUCAGUAUUCUUUCAGAACCAGAGGUUCUAGUUAAAGAAAGCAACGUGCAUCAAGAUCCAAUUGGUGUUCUUGGUACAGAGUUGUUAGAAUGUCUGUCCUGGAGACGAGGAGCUCUACUCUACAUGUAUUGUCACACUGUAAAAGAGAGAGGAUGCUGGCUAACAGAAAACACUGACUUGUUUAAAAAGUGUCUUAAUGAUGGAAUCCAUUACUUACUGAAGAUGCUAAGGUUUAGAUACCCUCCUCGGCUAAAUGAUGUCUCAUUUCAGGAUACAGACACAGCUAGGCUGCUCGGUGAAGGUAUAUUUAGUGAUACCCAUGUUCUGGCCAUGAUGUAUGUUGGAGAAAUGUGUUACUGGGGACUGAAGCACUGUGGAGAAGAAAAGCCUGGAACCUAUGAAAUAGAUUCUGAAUCUAAUACUGAACUGUAUUGCAGCUUACAUCGUGCAGUGCUGGAUUUCCGAGAAGUAGGAGAAAAGAUGUUAAUGAAAUAUGUAGCUGUGUGUGAGGGACUCUUAAAAGGACAAAACUGGAAUACAGCAAAUGCAAAACUAAUCUUGGACUACUUCAAGAAAUUCCAGAGCUAGCUUACCCGUUGCUGUUAUCCAUUUUUUACAAGAAAGUUGCAAUAUAUGAAGAACACAAGUAGAAAGGUCAACAUUAAACUGAGACAAAACACUAUUCAAAGCUCAGUAAUAUGACUGUUUUCCUUAUGUUAUUGGAAAUUUUACACCUACAAUUCUGAAAGCUACUGUGGAGAAUUGCUAUUCAUUGGGUUAAAAACAAUUUACAAUCUUGUAAGCCUCCAAUCAGGCCAACUGCCUGCCUUCUCAGUAUUAAAUUCUGAAGACGGUGGGUGUAUGGUGCGCAUUAACACACGCACAUGCGGUGCUGAAUGUUGAGUAGUCAUAGAACUGCUGGUUGUAUAAAGUGCUGAGGAGAACACAGCUGCUCUUCAGUCAUGGAUGACUAUAAUAGUGGAGAAAACUGUUGUUUAUGGUGGGGAUUUUUGUCGUGUGUACAGCUGUGACUCACUAUCACAUCAGAUGUGAACAGUGAGAGGCUAUUAUGGCUUUAGGUAAUGUGGUUAAAAUCUAAAUGUCCCUGUCCUGGUACAGAUCAUAAAAGCCCUUUCUAGUGCUGGG
This is a messenger RNA of Chelonoidis abingdonii (Abingdon island giant tortoise), 1687 nucleotides long. RefSeq names its product RAB7A interacting MON1-CCZ1 complex subunit 1 (gene RIMOC1). Gene Ontology annotation, biological process: mitophagy. Lineage: Eukaryota; Metazoa; Chordata; Testudines; Testudinidae. The record is from RefSeq and is a predicted model, not a curated record.